ACGAAUCCAUCGCGCACGAAAUCUGAGACCCAAAAGCCGCCGCCGCCGCCGCCGUCCCCGUCGAUCCUCCCACCUUCCGAUCGACGCGCGGCCACCGCCUCCCUUCCGGAAGCCUCCGCGCGACCUUCCGCAAGGUGAUGAGUCAAACAGCAAAGUGGAGCGGUUGCACAAAUGCAAUGGGCCGCCCAAAGGAUGAACCCUUGCAGUUUGUCUGUUGCAUGUGGAAUUUCUUGUGCAUAUAUUGCUAUCUGAUCUGAAAGUUCACUAUGUAGCAAAGCGGAGGGGUUACACAAAUGCAAUGGGCCGCCCAAAGGAUGAACCCUUGCAGUUUGUUCCUUCUUCAGUGCGCGUGUGAAUCUAUACUUAACCUCCCAUAAGAGUGCAGCUGAGCUGUGAGAAUAUUCUUGAAGAAUUAUGAAUCCUUAUUUCGUUGGUCUUCUUGUACCCAUCGCGGUCUCUCUUCUACUCCAGAAAAGGAGGAAAACUCACAAGAUGAGAGGAGUGCCAGUUGAUGUGGGUGGAGAGCCUGGUUAUGCAAUACGCAACUAUCGAUUUGAACAUCCAGUUGAAACUCACUGGGAAGGGAUCACCACACUCGCUGAGCUCUUUGAGCAGUCAUGCAAGGAGUAUCUCCACAUGCCACUCCUUGGCACCAGGAAGCUCAUUUCCAGGGAAAAGGAAUUAUCAUCUGAUGGGAGGUCCUUUGAGAAGCUUCAUCUUGGAGAGUACGAGUGGAAACGCUAUGCUGAGGUCUUCAAGAGUGUUUGCAACUUUGCGUCUGGCCUAAUUCGAUUAGGCCAUGAGAAGAGUGAGCGUGUUGCUAUUUUUGCUGAGACACGGGCUGAGUGGCAAGUUGCUCUGCAGGCAUGCUUCAGGCAAAAUAUUACAGUUGUCACAAUCUAUGCCUCAUUGGGGGAGGAAGCACUGUGCCACUCACUAAAUGAGACUGAGGUUACUACUGUCAUAUGUGGUCAGAAAGAACUGAAAAAAAUGAUUGAUAUAAGUACACAGCUUGACACAGUAAAGCGAGUUAUCUAUAUCAACGAGGAAGGAAUUUCAGCUGAAGUUUCGUUAGCUCAAAACAGCACUAGCUGGAUAAUUGAGCCGUUUGAGGAAGUAGAUAGAUUGGGAAAUGAAGCACCUGUUGACGCAAACAUGCCUCUCCCAUCUGACGUAGCAGUGAUAAUGUAUACAAGUGGUAGCACUGGAUUGCCUAAGGGAGUUAUGAUGACUCACCGUAAUGUCCUGGCUACACUUUCAGCAGUUAUGACCAUUGUGCCUCACAUUUGUAGGAAGGAUAUAUACCUGGCCUACCUGCCACUUGCACACAUUCUUGAGUUGGCAGCUGAGGCACUCAUGUCUGCUGUUGGGGCUUCCAUAGGAUAUGGAUCACCUCUGACCCUGACUGAUACAUCAAACAAAAUAAAAAAGGGCACACUAGGUGAUGCUUCUGCACUCAAGCCAACAUUGAUGACCGCUGUACCUGCUAUACUUGAUCGUGUUCGUGAUGGUGUGAGAAAAAAGGUGGAUGCAAAGGGUGGUGUAGCAAAGCAGUUAUUCGAUGUUGCCUAUAACCGUCGACUUGCUGCAGUCAAUGGAAGUUGGCUGGGUGCAUGGGGAUUAGAGAAACUCUUGUGGGACAUGCUUGUCUUCAAAAAGGUGCGUGCAAUUUUGGGAGGAAAGAUUCGCUUUGUACUUUCAGGCGGAGCACCUCUAUCAGGUGAUACCCAGAGAUUUAUCAAUAUAUGCCUCGGGGUUCCAAUAGGGCAAGGGUAUGGUCUGACUGAGACAUGUGCUGGAGGAACAUUUUCCGAGUAUGAUGACCCAUCUGUUGGUCGUGUUGGUGCUCCACUACCUUGUUCGUACAUCAAGCUGAUUGACUGGUCAGAAGGUGGAUACUUAACAAGUGACUCCCCAAUGCCUCGGGGAGAGAUUGUCAUUGGUGGUCCUAAUGUAACUAAAGGCUAUUUCAAGAAUGAUGCUAAAACAAAUGAAAUCUACAAGGUUGAUGAAAGAGGUAUGCGAUGGUUCUACUCUGGUGACAUCGGGCGCUUCCACCCAGAUGGCUGCCUUGAAAUCAUUGACCGUAAAAAGGAUAUUGUGAAGCUUCAACAUGGUGAAUAUGUGUCUCUCGGGAAGGUGGAGGCUGCUCUGAUUGCGAGCCCAUAUGUGGAGAACAUCAUGAUUCAUGCUGAUCCUUUCCACAGUUACUGUGUUGCGCUUGUGGUAGCUGCACACAAUGAGCUGGAAAACUGGGCUUCACAGCAGGGAGUGACAUAUACUGAUUUCGCAGAAUUAUGCCAGAAGCCAGAGGCUGUUAAAGAAGUGCUUGGAUCAUUAUCAAAGGCUGCGAAGCAAGCGCGACUGGAGAAGUUUGAGAUCCCGACUAAGAUCAAACUGGUACCUGAGCCAUGGACCCCAGAGUCUGGCCUUGUCACUGCUGCACUCAAGCUCAAGAGGGAGGUGAUCAGGAAGACGUAUGAGAACGACCUUGCUGAAUUUUACGCCUGAUGAUCGAUGCUGAUCGAUCCUUCUCUUUUUUCUGGCAUUCUCAGCUACUCUAGGCUCUUAUGAGUAAACUGAUUAUGAAUGGAUAUAUUGAUUACCGGCAGGAGAUAGCCUAAAUUUUGGAGCAGUGGUUCUUUGAUCUCUUGAGCUAGCAUAACUGGAUGGAUGUAGCCUCA
This is a messenger RNA of Oryza brachyantha (malo sina), 2684 nucleotides long. Its product is annotated as long chain acyl-CoA synthetase 9, chloroplastic. Bases 415 to 2511 code for a protein of 698 amino acids. Lineage: Eukaryota; Viridiplantae; Streptophyta; Magnoliopsida; Poales; Poaceae. Gene Ontology annotation, cellular component: membrane; endoplasmic reticulum. The record is from RefSeq and is a predicted model, not a curated record. The transcript is spliced from 13 exons. Gene Ontology annotation, molecular function: long-chain fatty acid-CoA ligase activity.